This is a messenger RNA of Exophiala mesophila, 807 nucleotides long. RefSeq lists its product as uncharacterized. NCBI's taxonomy places the organism in Eukaryota, Fungi, Ascomycota, Eurotiomycetes, Chaetothyriales, Herpotrichiellaceae. The coding region runs from base 1 to 807 and encodes 268 amino acids. The transcript has 2 exons. The record is from RefSeq and is a predicted model, not a curated record.
AUGAGGCUUGAGGAGAUGGUUCCAAUCUCGAUUCUUCUGAUUACAGGAUCUUUUGUCACUCCGGAUGCCUACGCUUCCAUCGUGGAUGGGGUCACUGGCCAAGAAAUCGAAAUCCGAGCCUUGCACUUACCAACCGUAGGCGUGAGCCCUCGACAAGGCAGAGACGGGAGACCGCCAACCAUGUAUGACGACGCCGCUUUCAUAGCGCAAGAGGUUGAUCGGCUGGCGGACCAAGGCAAACAUGUCAUAUUGAUAGCACACUCUUACGGAGGCGUGCCUACCAGUCAAAGCAUCCAGGGUCGAAGCAUAUCAGACCGACAGAGGAAGGGUCAAAGAGGUGGAAUUGUGAGAGUGGGAUAUAUGACCGCCCUGGUCCCCGAAAUAGGUCACUCGGCGCUCGACGUGCUCGCGGAGGUACCGCCAGAGGGCCAAACGCAAAUGGAGACUGAUGAAAACGGCUGGAUGCUGCAUUCCGAUCCGGCUGCCAGCGCAAAGAUCUGUCUGAGUUCGCUGCCUCUCGAGGAGUCUGAACCGCUCAUACGGGAAUUGGCAAAACAUUCUGGGGUUAGCUUCACCAACAGCCUCACCUACGCGGGCUACAGAGAUGUCCCGGUCUCGUAUCUGUUGUGUACCGCUGAUCUCUGCGUCCCUCCGGCUGCCCAACGAAAAGGAAUCGACAUGAUUGAGAGAGUGAGUGGAACAAAGGUCAAAGUGACCGAAGUUGCAUGCGACCAUGGCGUGAACCACACCUCCCCAGGCGAAGUGGUGGCCUGGAUCAUGAGUGUAGCGGCAGAAGCGCAGAGUUGA